AUGUCAACGUGGGGUGAGCAUUUCCGCGUCACCACUUAUGGCGAGUCGCACUGCCGCUCUGUCGGCUGCAUUGUCGACGGAUGCCCUCCAGGCAUGGAACUCACUGAGGCCGACAUCCAGCCCCAAAUGACCCGCCGUCGCCCCGGCCAGAGCGCCCUGACUACCCCGCGGGACGAGAAGGACCGAGUCGAAAUCCAAUCCGGCACAGAAUUCGGCGUCACUCUGGGCACACCAAUUGGCAUGAUUGUUCGCAACGAGGACCAGCGUCCCAAGGACUACGGCGGCAGCACAAUGGACCUGUACCCCCGCCCCAGCCAUGCUGACUUCACCUACCUCGAGAAGUACGGCGUCAAGGCCAGCAGCGGCGGUGGUCGCAGCAGUGCCCGUGAGACCAUUGGCCGCGUCGCCGCCGGCGCUAUCGCCGAAAAGUACCUGCGCCUAUCGCAUAACGUCGAAAUCGUCGCCUUCGUCUCUUCCGUCGGCAACGAGCACCUCUUCCCCCCUACCCCCGAACACCCCUCCGCCUCCACAAACCCGGAAUUCCUCAAGCUCCUCGAGACAAUCGACCGGAAAACCGUCGACUCCUACGCCCCCAUCCGCUGCCCGGAGACCGAUGCCGCGGCACGCAUGACCAAAGUCAUCGAGCACUUCCGCGACAACCACGACAGCAUCGGCGGAACCGUAACAUGCGUCAUCCGCAACGUGCCCGUCGGACUCGGCGAACCCUGCUUCGACAAGCUGGAAGCCAAGCUCGCGCACGCCAUGCUCAGCAUCCCCGCAACAAAGGGCUUCGAGAUCGGCUCCGGUUUCGGCGGCUGCGAAGUCCCCGGCUCCAUCCACAACGACCCCUUCAUCGUCUCGGAAGGCACCGGGCCUGACGCUCCGCGUCUCAAGACCAAAACUAACAACUCCGGCGGUAUCCAGGGCGGUAUCUCCAAUGGCGCUUCGAUCUACUUCCGUGUCGCGUUCAAGCCCGCUGCUACCAUCGGACAGGCGCAGACGACUGCUACUUAUGAUGGCGAGGAGGGUACGUUGGAGGCGAAGGGUCGUCAUGAUCCUUGUGUUACUCCUCGCGCUGUGCCUAUCGUUGAGGCUAUGUCGUCGCUGGUCAUUAUUGAUGCCCUCAUGGCUCAGUAUGCCCGUGAGAACGCGAAGAACUUGCUCCCUCCGUUGCCGCAGACUAUCCCUACUAGGCCUGCCAGCGACCCCAAAGCAACUCCCUCGGCUUAG
This is a messenger RNA of Penicillium bovifimosum, 1230 nucleotides long. Its product is annotated as bifunctional chorismate synthase/riboflavin reductase [NAD(P)H] ARO2. The transcript is spliced from 3 exons. Gene Ontology annotation, cellular component: cytosol. The coding region runs from base 1 to 1230 and encodes 409 amino acids. Gene Ontology annotation, biological process: aromatic amino acid biosynthetic process; chorismate biosynthetic process. The record is from RefSeq and is a predicted model, not a curated record. Gene Ontology annotation, molecular function: FMN binding; chorismate synthase activity. Lineage: Eukaryota; Fungi; Ascomycota; Eurotiomycetes; Eurotiales; Aspergillaceae.